Messenger RNA from Lecanosticta acicola, 807 nucleotides. The record is from the annotation of a GenBank genome assembly. NCBI's taxonomy places the organism in Eukaryota, Fungi, Ascomycota, Dothideomycetes, Mycosphaerellales, Mycosphaerellaceae.
AUGACGGCUCCUAAGAACUUCCUCAUCACCGGAGCCGGCCGUGGCAUCGGCCGAGGCCUCAGUAGACUACUCCUCGCCAAAGGCAAUCGAGUCCUUCUGGUGGACAACAACACCGAAGAGCUGACGCACAUAUCCUCAGAGCUCGCGCAGCAACACCAACGCGGGAAAGACUUCGACACGGUCGAAUGCAACCUCCGACAGCCAGCAGAAAUUCGUAAUGCAGCAGAGACUGCCAGGACACUGUUCGCGGGCCAUCUGGACGUUCUUGUCAACAAUGCCGCAAACACGAGUGGCGUCGGCGCGUCUCAUCUCUCGGAAUUAUCUUUGGAGGCCUGGAACGCGUCCAUUGAGACCAAUCUCACCGGGCCAAUGCUGAUGAGCCAGAGCUGUCUGCCUCUCCUGCAGAAGCAAGGCUCACGCGAGCACGGCGGAUGCAUCAUCCAUAUGUCUUCGACCAGGGCUUUCAUGAGUGAGCCGAAUAACGAGCCAUACUCUGCUUCGAAAGGUGGACUGCUCGGUUUGACACAGAGUAUGGCAGUCAGCUUGGCGCCUCAGUCUGUUCGCGUCAACACCAUCCUCCCAGGCUGGAUCAAUGUGGCGAACGAGUGCAAAGAUGCCGAUGAAAAGGGACAGACCUGGGAGGAGGGCCUUACUCCAGAGGACCAACAGUGGCAUCUGACAGGGCGAGUGGGCAAAGUUGAAGAUAUCCUCAAGGCCGUGGAAUACCUGGCAGAAAGCGACUUUGUGACUGGAGCAGAAAUGGUCGUCGAUGGAGGGGUCACGCGAAAAAUGGUUUACCCCGAGUAG